This is a messenger RNA of Tachysurus fulvidraco (yellow catfish), 2213 nucleotides long. RefSeq names its product growth factor independent 1A transcription repressor a (gene gfi1aa). Bases 825 to 2009 code for a protein of 394 amino acids. The record is from RefSeq and is a predicted model, not a curated record. NCBI's taxonomy places the organism in Eukaryota, Metazoa, Chordata, Actinopteri, Siluriformes, Bagridae. Gene Ontology annotation, cellular component: nucleus. The transcript is spliced from 7 exons.
CGGUUCCAACAGCACCCGAUUUUCUCAAAAGAACCCGAAACAUUUAGGACACCAGAUGAACUGUAUAUUUUUUUCUUCCUAGAAGUUUCCAAAAACAUGAAUUCUAAUUUCUGGAACUAAAAGUUUCUUCAAGAAAAAAAAAAGGAAACCUUUUUUCUGUAGAGCUCCUUCUUAAGGGUUCCACGAUUAAGUUUUCUAAAAAAAAAGUAUUUCGAUCCUUUUUCAAAGCAAACCCUCAGAUAAAGGGCUCUAACGCAGGGCCCCUCGGGGUCCUACACGACACCUUGCUUUCUAAACGUCUACACGUAUUAAAAAUAAUGGCUGAGGUAAAAGAUUGUGGGCUGCAGAACCCAAGAGCUCAUUUAGAAGGUGUGUGUGUGUGUGUGUGUGUGUGUGUGUGUGUGUGUGUGUGUGUGUGUGUUUUAAAUCCUGCUACAAUAAUUGCAUGCAAUCCUACGAGGGGCCAAAUAUGAAAAUCUUCCUGUGCAGAAGCUUAAAUAAAAAUCUUGAUGUGAUUCAGGAUGAUUAUAGCACGAGGCGUUUCCGUAUGAUCACAUGCAUCUAUAACGGGAAGGCGCGUGCAGUUUAUAGCAUCCAGAUCCUCACCCACUGGUCCACACGCGUGCGUGCGUGUGUGCGUGUGUGUGCGCGCGCGCGCGCGCGUGUGUGUGUGUGUGUGUACCUGCAGAUUUGCAGCUUUGGGCCUUUUAAACCUCCUCCAGGAAGUUCAGCCGCGAUAUUUAAAGCGUGCGCUAAAGCAGCAGCGCGUUCAGACCAGGCACCGCGCGCACUGAGGCAACAGACCCUCGAACCUGAGAGCGAACAUGCCGAGGUCAUUUUUGGUGAAGAGCAAACGUGCUCACAGCUACCACCAACCUCGCAGCCUGGAGGACGACUACAUCCGACUCGAUGCUCUGCUGACACACACCUACACAGAGAUCCAGGCCGAGCCUGACCGCUUCGAGGACGUGAAUAAAGGAGCGGGUCGAUAUUCACCUGAAGGCAGCGCAGUGUGUACGGCCGAACUCAAAGCUCAACACUCUCCGCUCAGCUGUGAGGGAAGUGUGUGCGAUCCGCCGGCCGAGAUCGAGGAGUCAGUCUGGAGACCCAGAUCCAUGUCUUCUUCUCCAGAUGUGGAUGAAUAUCCGUUAUCGUCACCAGAUGAUGUCCAGCCUUUCGACCUGACCUUCCGACCCUGCGCCUGGACUCACACUCGUUCGGAGCUCAGACGCCUCGUCAGACCGCUUCCCCGGAGUCACGUGGCACGUGAGAUGCCGUCCCUUGGCGUUUACAACUCCACGAAGAGGAUCGCAGAGGCCUUCUUCUCCAGUCAGUCCUCGUUCCGAGGGCUCUCUCAGGAGGAGUACAGCUCGUUGGCUACAGAUCUGCUGAAGAGCCACGCGCAAGGAUAUUACACUGACUUCAAGACCGUUCCUGAGAACGCAGAGUUCAAAUCGCAGCACCCUGACGUCUUGUGCACGCGGCUGCAGACAAACGGCUCUUACACGUGCGUCAAGUGCACCAAGGUGUUUUCUACGCCUCAUGGCUUAGAGGUCCACGCCCGGCGCUCACACAGCGGCACCAGGCCUUUCGCCUGCGAGAUGUGUGGGAAAACCUUCGGUCACGCCGUGAGUUUGGAACAGCACAAAGUCGUCCACUCACAGGAGAGGAUUUUCAGCUGUAAAAUCUGUGGAAAAAGCUUUAAGAGGUCGUCCACUCUGUCCACACACCUGCUGAUCCACUCGGACACGCGGCCGUAUCCCUGUCAAUACUGCGGCAAGAGAUUCCACCAGAAAUCUGACAUGAAGAAACACACCUUCAUCCACACAGGUGAAAAGCCGCACAAAUGUCAGGUCUGUGGAAAGGCGUUCAGUCAGAGCUCCAACCUCAUCACACACAGCCGCAAACACACCGGCUUCAAACCGUUCGGCUGUGACUCGUGUGGUAAAGGUUUCCAGCGUAAAGUGGACUUGAGGAGACACCGAGAAACACAACACGGCCUGAAAUAAGAGUCGCACAACUCCUUUAUAUCCUUUAUAUACAACACUAGGAGCAGCGUGAGUUCAGCUGUUAAAACCAAACAACUUUGUUAUUGACUUUUAUUAUAAACUAAACUUCAUGUUAUUUAUAAAAUCUUGUGUUUGGAUGUUUAGGUCACGUGUCCACAAUUUUUACUGACAUUUGUGGAUAAAGAAAUAAAAAGUCUUCCUGAA